This is a messenger RNA of Anastrepha obliqua, 540 nucleotides long. RefSeq lists its product as uncharacterized. The record is from RefSeq and is a predicted model, not a curated record. Lineage: Eukaryota; Metazoa; Arthropoda; Insecta; Diptera; Tephritidae. The transcript has a single exon. The coding region runs from base 1 to 540 and encodes 179 amino acids.
AUGGAACCCCCUGAUGCUGCGGCCGCCGCCGCAGUUUCCGCAGCAAAUACGGUCGUGUCAAGCGCUAUUACUACUACCACGACAUCAGCGACAACUUUAAUCACAGUCACAACCACCACGACUACAACAUCGACGGCACCAUUUGCGGCUGCACCUGGUAUGCGCGCAGUCACGCCAAUCGGACCACCAAACAAACGAAAUGUAGGCUCACCUGUUCCAGCAGUAACCGCUACAUCGACACUGCAGUCGCAUCAGCAGCCCACACAAAUACAACAGGCGCAGAAACAACCGCAAGCAACUCAACUGCAGCAGCAUUCGGCCGCUGUUACAUCAACACAACCACGAGUAGGAACCGCUCCAGAUAGCCAGCAGCACCUCGUAAUCAACUGUGCUGAGCUCACAAGCAAUUCCGGUGGCACGGGCUCGGAUAAUGCCAAUCAAGCGGGACUCAAAAACGCAACAGCUGGCGGCUUUGGCGCACAGCUCGCUUCGAAAAUUAGCAAAGAAUACACACUCUUCUUCAUUAGGCGAAUUCUUUAG